This is a messenger RNA of Gymnogyps californianus (California condor), 2983 nucleotides long. It is a transcript of the gene PPEF1, whose product is annotated as protein phosphatase with EF-hand domain 1. Gene Ontology annotation, cellular component: cytosol; nucleus. Gene Ontology annotation, biological process: detection of stimulus involved in sensory perception. Bases 185 to 2197 code for a protein of 670 amino acids. The transcript is spliced from 17 exons. Gene Ontology annotation, molecular function: iron ion binding; calcium ion binding; manganese ion binding. The record is from RefSeq and is a predicted model, not a curated record. Lineage: Eukaryota; Metazoa; Chordata; Aves; Accipitriformes; Cathartidae.
AGGCGCAGUGAAGGGGGUAAAUCACCUCAAUAGCUCUCAGGCUAUGGGAAAAGCGCAGGAGUACUGGGAAGAGCCCAGGAGCCCAGAGGGGUGUAAUCCUCAUCACUGAAGGAACAACACAGGAAAUGUGUGUAAUGCUAACAGCUGAGAGAAACAUGCUUCAUAUCAGCAGCAAUUAAAACUGAUGGGCAGCAUCAUUGGAACCAUGGGGUGCAGCAGUUCUGUAGCUGACAGAAAGUCAGAGAAAGUCAUUAGAGCUGCUAUCCUCAUCCAGAAUUGGUACCGCUUUACAAUGGCCCGGCUAGAAAUGAGGCGCCGCUAUUCUCUGAGUAUCUUUCAGUCUAUUGAAUAUGCUGAUGAGCAAGAUCAACUACAGCUAUCCAACUUUUUUACGUUCAUGCUGGAUCACUGUACUCAUCCUGAUUCAGUUUCUCACAUUUUCACCAGCCCUAGUGUUUCUCAGGUGGUGGAUGAAGGCUUAUGUUUAACAGAAUUUGAAAAGAAGAUUGAUGUUCCAGACUCCUAUUAUGGACCACGACUCUCAUUCCCCCUUACUGUUGAAGAUGCCAAUGCUCUUCUUCAUGCUUUCAGGAAUGAACAGCUGCUUCAUGCCCGCUAUGUACUGCAGCUACUAUGUGAAACUAGGAGAGUUCUCAAGGAGAUGCCAAAUAUCACCCAUCUUUCAACUUCCUACUCCAAGGAGAUAACUGUCUGUGGAGAUUUGCAUGGAAACCUGGAUGAUCUUUUGCUGAUAUUCUAUAAGAAUGGUCUGCCUUCAGAACAAAACCGUUAUGUCUUUAACGGUGAUUUUGUUGACAGAGGGAAAAAUUCUAUGGAAAUACUUAUAAUCCUGUUUGCAUUUCUUCUUAUCUACCCCAAUGAUUUACACUUGAAUAGAGGAAACCAUGAAGACUACAUCAUGAACCUGAGAUAUGGCUUCACAAAAGAAGUUUCGAAGAAGUACAAGGACCAUGGGAAACAGAUUUUGUGUCUUCUGCGAGACGUCUUUAGCUGGCUUCCCCUCGCCACUAUAAUUGAUAGCAAAGUUCUUAUCCUACACGGAGGGAUUUCAGACACCACAGAUUUGGAUUUCCUGAAUGCACUUGAGAGAAAUAAGCUGAAAUCUUUGAUGCGGCCACCGAAGUCAGUGAGCAACAGACAGGACCAAGUGAAGGAGAGAAUUCCCACAACCAGACCCAGUAAACACAUUGCCAACCAGAAUGUUGCAGGGAAAACACAACACAUCUCUUCAUCAGGCUCCACUGCGCCUUCAGACUCAAAUUUGCCUCCAGACCCUGCCCUGAAGGAGUGGAAACAAAUCCUUGACAUUCUCUGGAGUGAUCCAAGAAGCCAGAAAGGCUGCACACCAAACAAGUGUCGAGGAGGAGGUUGUUACUUUGGUCCUGAUGUCACUGCCAAGCUGUUUGAAAGGUAUAAUCUGAAGAUGCUCAUCAGGUCUCAUGAAUUUAAGCCGGAAGGUUAUGAGAUCAGUCACGAUGGGAAGGUGAUCACUAUAUUUUCUGCCUCUAACUAUUACGAAGAGGGGAGCAACCGGGGAGCGUACAUCAAACUGAAUCCUGAACUCAUUCCUCGGUUUGUGCAAUAUCAAGUCAGCAAGCACACACGCAGGCAGAAUCUUCGGCAGAGGGUGGGUACAAUUGAAUCAUCUGCCUUGAAGUCCUUACGAGAGAAGAUUUAUGCUCACAGGUCUGAACUCACUAGUGCUUUUGCACAAUAUGACCUCAACGGCACAGGCAGGAUUUCUGUCAAUGACUGGGCUGCAGCGAUGGAGUCUGUCCUACAGCUGGAACUGCCCUGGAGGAUGCUGCGGUCUCAGUUAGCACAGAUGAACCCAGAUGGAGAAGUUGACUUCAUGUCAUGUUUUUACGAUUUGAAAAUAGGUCAACCUGUAAAAGAGGUUCAGCCAGCUUUGGUGGAAACACUGUGCAGAUACAGAAAGGAUCUGGAGAUCAUCUUUAACGUCAUUGACAAAGAUCACUCAGGUCUGAUUUCUCUUGAGGAGUUCGGCCAGACGUGGAAACUCUUCACUUCUCACCUGGGCAUUGAUGUGUAUGACGACUCCCUUGACAAGUUAGUCCUCAGCAUAGACUACAACAAAGAUGGCCACAUCGACUUCAAUGAAUUUUUAGAGGCCUUUCACGUGGUUCAUAGACUAGAGAAAAAGGCAAACUCAUGAAAAGGCAGAACUUCUGGUGGGCUGUCUUAGAAGCUCACCUUCCUGUCACUAGUCAUAAGCAGUCUGGGAAACCAGUUUCCAGACUGAUAAACAAUAAACGCGCUGCUCGAUAUGGUAAGCAUUGCGGUCACUGCGUAAGCCUUUCCUUACUCCCUUCUGGAUGAUACAUACCUGCUAGUAAUGAGACAGAAGAGAUGAAAACCCACUACUGAUAGUAUUGCUGUGUCACUGCCACAUCAGGACCUUACAAUUUAUCCUCCCCCUUGGUGGCAUCUCCCCCAUCGAUCUCAUCUGUGAACACCGCCAAGGUCACACCUACAACCCCGUGGGAAGAGAAACUUUGGUAUGUUUCUUUCAGCAUUCCUUAGCAACAGCUGAGAAAUAGCGCCGAUGACCACAAGGAAGGCAUCACACCCUCCCUGGCAAUGUAACGGGCACGACAGAUGCCGCCUGUGGGCUAUCCAAUCCAGGAGAGGAAAAUAGGGGAGGAGAACCAUCUAGCUAAAAUAGGUAGUUCUGCAUUUACUCUUGCUCUUCGCAUCAUGCAGUCAAAUUAAGACAUUCCAGGUGACCAGCUGUCCUCCUUGAAGUUUACAGACACAACUUAAAGGAUGUUAGUUGAAAGGAGUUUACACUUGCACUAGAUUUCCUCUUGCCACGCGUUACUUUUCCCUACAUUUGUUGGGGCUGGGAGCUAAGAAAGAGUCAUAACUCGUCACCUUAAUGAAGGCUAAACCCAUAGCAUGUUAAUGUAACACAUGAUAGAUCACAAAAUAAAGCUUUAGC